Colletotrichum phormii is the source of this 2060-nucleotide messenger RNA. RefSeq lists its product as uncharacterized. NCBI's taxonomy places the organism in Eukaryota, Fungi, Ascomycota, Sordariomycetes, Glomerellales, Glomerellaceae. Bases 139 to 2004 code for a protein of 621 amino acids. The transcript has a single exon. The record is from RefSeq and is a predicted model, not a curated record.
UCCGACCCUUUGACCGGGAUUCCAAGAGAGUCCCCGGUACUUUGACUAUCACCAAAGGACAUCCCGUGUCCUCAGCCAAAGCAACUUGCUCUCGUAUCAAAAGGGUUCCUCUAACUUUCCACGCCAAUAUAUUAUAAAAUGGACUUCUCAAUCCUUUCUCUGCAGUCCUCGGGCCUAGCCGAUACAUCUCACUCAUCUUCAUCUUCGUCUCCUAUCAAACAACCAUCCAACACUUUAGGCGACUUCACGAAGUUGUUCAAGAAUCUCCGAGUCAACCAAACUUCCUCUUCAACUACACCUACUCUCCCUCUAUCAGACAGAGUUUAUUCUUCUUCAUUACACUGUUUUGAGCCUCUCUGCGACAGCAAGAGCACGUCAAGCAAACAGUCUCAGCCCCUUCUUCUCCUCCCCCCGUUUUUAUUCACCACUGAAGAAAUGGCCAGAACGGGCACCAAGCGCAACUACCAGUCCUUGGACUUGACCGAGAUCAAAAGAUCAAAGGUCGAGUCCAAGGACGUGGGCAAGAAGGCCGCUGCAGCCGCCGGCGGAAAGGUAGCUCGAGCCUCUUCAGACUCGGGCUACCAUUCCGACUCCUCCAACGCCGCCGCAGCAGCAGCAGCAGCAGUCGCCGCCGCCCCCAGCCCAGACAACGCGGGAGAAAGGCUCUUCAACAAGCAGACGGCAAAGAGACCCCUUCCCACCUCCCAAGUGCCCCUUCCCGUCCGCCUCCAGCAGCGCUUCGGCGCUCGCGACGAGGUCCAGACAGAGACGUACCCGGAGCAAUCCGCCCGCGGUCUCUACGUCUACGCCGACGGCUCCAACAUCAGCGUCUCCUUCUUCAACCACCUCAAGAAGCGCAUGGGCAUGUCCAGGGACCAGCGCCUCUCCACCUCCGCCUUCUCCUUCUACGCAUUCAGGGGAAUACUCGAACGCGGCAGAGAGGUCAAGGAGGGCGUCGUCGUCGGCUCCCGCAGCAAGGCCAGCAGCAACAGCAACAACAGGCCCCUCUCCUCGUCUAUCCCCCUCUACCUGCAGGAGGCCGAAGCGUGUGAUUACACCGCAAAGGUCCUCCAGCGGGUUCCCGCAGACUCUCCCCACGCGGGCUCCUUCGCGAUGAAGGAGCAGGGGGUAGACGAGACGGUCCAGCACCACAUGCGCAAGACCGUCCUCGACAACCUCGGCGCGCCCGGCACCAUGAUCCUCGCCACGGGCGACGGCAACCUCGACGGCGACAUGGAAGGGGGCUUCCCCGCCGCGGUGCAAUCCGCCCUCGCAAACGGCUGGGUCGUCGAGGUCUACCACUUCGCCGAGUCCGCCCACUCCACCUGGCGCGACCCGCGGUUCCUCCACAACCCGGCAUGGGACGGCCGCCUUACCUGCCACGCUCUGGAUGACUUUGUCUUCGAUAUGGACGCGAAGCAACAGCAGCAGCAGCAGCAGCAGCAGCAGCAGCAGCCGCUCACACCGCUCGGCGCAGAGGCGCCUCGCUCUGCAAAGAGGACACGCCGCGAGAGUAGGCCCUACGUCCCCUCUUGGACCCUGCCAGCCUCCUCCUCCGUCGUCUCUCUCCCCCCGGCAGCAGCAGUCACCCCUCCGCCAAGUCCCCCACCAGAGACCUCGGCACCAGUGACCCCAGAGGAGCAAGCAGACGCAGAGCAGAUCGGCACCCUGGUAGGAAAGCUCAACCCGGCGCUGUUACCCGUCAUCGCCCAAGCUAUCCUCCGGAGCGCCUCGGUCAGUCCUCCUCCCGUCAUCCCUGCGCCUGCUCCUAUUCGCCCCGUAUUACACGGAGACGCCAAUAGCUUCGCCGGCAGCGCAAUGGGUCAGUUCGGCGCCCAGAUCCCCACGCCACCUGCUCUCUCUGCCGCCGCCGCCGCCGCCGCCGCCGCACCCGCCUACCGCCCUCAAUUCCCUCAGGCCUCCUCCUACACUGCAGCCUUGGGCCAGUACCAAUACAACGGGGUCUGGGGGAACCAGGUGGGCAACUACGAGUACACCCGCUGAGUCAUUCGUGACCAGCCUUUUUAAACCCUCUUCUCUUCCCCCCUCUUCAACCCCCC